Molecule: messenger RNA, 1379 nt
Organism: Ochlerotatus camptorhynchus
Lineage: Eukaryota; Metazoa; Arthropoda; Insecta; Diptera; Culicidae
Gene: FeCH
Product: ferrochelatase, mitochondrial
Exons: 3
Coding region: 172-1347 (391 amino acids)
Biological process (GO): heme biosynthetic process
Cellular component (GO): mitochondrion
Molecular function (GO): protoporphyrin ferrochelatase activity
Source: RefSeq, a predicted model, not a curated record
GACUGCUUUUGUUCGUGACUCGUGAUUUUUUUUGUUUUUAAUUAUCAAAAAAAAAAACUGCCAACUAUUGCACAAUACACUAUUUCGCGAGUGCAUUAAAUUAUCAGGAUCAGUUGAUAUUACUACUGCAUUUAAUUUAAAUCGUUCCAUAAUCCAACAGCAAGUCUCAAAAUGUUGAAGAACAUGUUUGUUUCCAAGUCUACCUCAUUGGGAAUAGGUACUUUGGCACAAUUACGACACAUCAGCAUGCAGUCUGUCAAGUACUCCAAACCCCGUACGGCGAUCAUUAUGCUCAAUAUGGGUGGACCACAGAAUACCGAUCAAGUGCACGAUUAUUUGCACCGGAUCAUGACCGAUCGGGACAUGAUUCAGUUGCCGGUUCAAAGUAAACUAGGUCCUUGGAUUGCAAAGCGACGUACUCCUGAAGUACAGAAAAAGUACGCCGAGAUCGGUGGGGGUUCGCCGAUUUUCAAAUGGACUAACAUUCAGGGUGAACUGCUAUGCAAACAACUCGAUAAGGUGUCCCCUGAAACAGCACCACACAAACACUACGUUGCAUUUCGCUAUGUGACUCCACUGACAGAAGAUACCCUGAAGCAAGUGGAACAGGAUCAACCCGAGCGAGUUGUCCUGUUCUCGCAGUAUCCCCAAUACAGCUGUGCCACGUCCGGUUCCAGCUUCAAUGCCAUUUUCUCCCACUACAAAUCCAACAAGAAUGGGCUAGCCAACGCCAAGUGGAGCAUCAUCGAUCGCUGGGCAACGCAUCCCUUGCUGGCCAAGACGUUUGCCGAUAACAUUCGGAAGGAGCUGGCAAAAUUCUCUGAGGAUAAGCGGAAAGAUGUCAUCUUGCUCUUUUCGGCACAUUCUCUGCCACUGAAGGCGGUUAAUCGUGGCGAUGCGUACCCUUCCGAGGUUGGGGCUACCGUUCAAAACGUGAUGGGAGAACUGAAAUACUGCAACCCGUACUGUUUGGUAUGGCAAUCGAAGGUUGGUCCCCUACCCUGGUUGGAACCGUUCACCGACGAUGCCAUCAAGGGUUACGUCAAACAAGGUAAGAAGAAUUUCAUCCUCGUACCAAUCGCCUUUGUCAACGAGCAUAUCGAAACGCUGCACGAGUUGGACAUUGAAUAUUGCCAAGAGUUGGCUCACGAAGUAGGUGCGGAGAAGAUUGGCCGUGCGGCGGCACCCAACGAUCAUCCGCUGUUCAUCGAUGCCAUGACCGAUGUGGUGCAGAAUCACUUGAAGGAUGGAAACCGUGUGAAUCCGAAAUUUUUGCUCCGGUGCCCGGCUUGUGUGAACGCCAAGUGUUUGUCCAGUAAGCAGUGGUUCGGCGAAAUGUGCAAUUAGAGAGGAAGAUUGUUAUCGGGCGAAAUUGAAGU